Nerophis ophidion (straightnose pipefish) is the source of this 4582-nucleotide messenger RNA. RefSeq names its product Rac family small GTPase 3b (gene rac3b). The record is from RefSeq and is a predicted model, not a curated record. NCBI's taxonomy places the organism in Eukaryota, Metazoa, Chordata, Actinopteri, Syngnathiformes, Syngnathidae. Gene Ontology annotation, molecular function: GTP binding; protein kinase binding; GTPase activity. Gene Ontology annotation, cellular component: cell cortex; cytoskeleton; cytoplasmic vesicle. Gene Ontology annotation, biological process: motor neuron axon guidance; small GTPase-mediated signal transduction; regulation of actin cytoskeleton organization. The transcript is spliced from 6 exons. The coding region runs from base 180 to 758 and encodes 192 amino acids.
CUUCCGUUCGAAGAUUGGUCGGUACUUUCCGGAGCCGCUCGGCAACACUCGUCACCUUUCACUGCGGCGCCUUCGCUGAGCGGACUGCCCCGCUGCUCUCAUCCAAGUGUUCAGCGCAGCCUGUCGGGUCCAGUCAACGACCAGUGUCGGCUCUCCGGAAGUUCUCGGCAACUGCAGAAAUGCAAGCUAUCAAAUGCGUUGUGGUCGGCGACGGGGCUGUGGGUAAGACCUGUCUGCUGAUUAGCUACACGACCAAUGCGUUCCCCGGUGAAUACAUCCCCACUGUCUUUGACAACUACUCUGCCAAUGUUAUGGUGGAUGGGAAGCCUGUCAAUCUGGGCCUUUGGGAUACAGCUGGACAGGAGGACUACGAUAGGCUCAGACCACUAUCUUACCCACAGACGGAUGUGUUCUUGAUAUGCUUCUCCCUGGUCAGUCCGGCUUCCUUUGAGAACGUCCGAGCUAAGUGGUACCCUGAAGUAAGACACCACUGCCCCAACACACCCAUCAUCCUGGUGGGCACCAAGCUGGAUCUGCGAGAUGACAAGGACACCAUUGAGAGGCUCCGGGACAAGAAGCUUUCCCCCAUCACCUACCCUCAGGGUCUGGCCAUGGCAAGAGAGAUUGGGGCUGUGAAGUACCUUGAGUGUUCAGCACUGACCCAGCGAGGCCUGAAGACAGUAUUCGACGAGGCCAUUCGAGCUGUGCUCUGCCCUCCGCCUGUGAAGAAGAGGGGAAAGAGGUGCACCAUGUUCUGAGAUAAGGAAGACGCUGCCGAAACAUGUCAACAACACCCGCUAGGAUGGGGGGGUAACUAGGUUGAGUGAGUGUGCACCGCUGAGAUCACUUCCUUUCUAUUGAUGUUUUUUCAACGCAAUAUUGGUAACAGGAUCAAUAUCUCCUCUGAUUGUUAUAACAUUACUGAAUAAGGUAAAAGACAUUGACUGUACACUUACUUUCUACUCUUAGAACCACACCGAGUUCCCAUGAGGGCUGAUUUUGGUUUCUAUUGCUCGUCUUAAGCAGCUUAGUCCUGUCUUUCUCAGUGCGCUUGCUUUUUGAAUGAAUGAAGUGUCGCCUCGCGAGUGAGUGAACUGUGAAUAAGUCUUAAGGUCGCUGAGAAACUCUUCGUUUUUAGAAACUUUUUCCAUCUUAUCACACCCAAAGGAGACAUUUGUUGACCAGACUUAAGAAAAAUAGAGAAUGCAUCAAUUUAUUAUGAGAAACAUGAGUCAAAAAGCUGUGGCACCCACAACCCACUUUGACUCCCUACCAUCACUUUGGGAAUCUCUGCAUGCGAAAAAUGACUGGUGAACCGGUCAGUAAAAUUUAAGCAGAGUGACGUUAAUGACAUAUUUUCAUGAGAAAAAACUCAUUAAAAUGUAGCUGUGAUAGGUGUAUUCAUUAACACAAAUAAAAACAAUUCUGACAAACUGUUUAACCAUAAUGAGUUGAUGAAAACAUCAGUUAAAAUGAGGGUGGAAAUUACCAUGUUUAUUAAGAGGAAUACAAAUGAAUAUAAUUUAGUGUAUCGGUCAGUAAAGUUAGGAAUGCCAGGAAUCUAAAUACAAUAACAUAAUAAAACAAUGAUUAAAGCUACGCAAGAUUCUGGUUCGUUGUAGUUACUGUAUAUUUGUAUAUGUUUGGUAAUCAAUAAUCUCAUUGUCGGUAAUUACAGAUAUCAGAUUUUAGCACUUACCAUAUGAAGUUGGGACGGAUACUAUUUUAGUUGUUAGUUUUUACAGUGUUUAUUUUCAACACCUUUGAACCAACGCAAUUAACUAGUCCCAUCAGUUGAGUUGGUAUCUUUAUGUGACAAAUGUAACGUCAAAAUAACACAAAAAAUUGCAUUCAGUGGUCCUUUGCUGGCUGACAGAACAUUAUCCAAACCUCCAUUCAUUGCGGUUCAUCGAUUAUUACACACACCGGUUUAAUCGCACUGUCUAACAAAUGAAAGUGAUGAGGAUAACUGGAAUGAACCGGAUUUAUUCCCAAUAUAUUUGGUCAAAAGACUACUGAAAUUAACCAGAACUUUUUUUCAACUAAACUUUGCAUUCAAAGAUGCGACCUAAGAUCUUUUGUGAGGGCUGUUUACUUAAUCUCCUUUGACUGGACAGAUCCAGUUUAAAAAAAAAUCCUCAAAUUACCUGAUGGAUGUUUAUGUUGUUUCUUGUCAAACAUCCGCUGUUACCCGAGUGUUUUUCGGGUGUCUGAACUGUGAACAUGUGACAGACAAGCAUGCCAAACGUGGGGGCCGUACAACCUUGCUGCCUGAGUUCUGCCUCUGACGGUGAAGGAGUUUGCAUGAGUCUUCAAAUAUUCUAUCGUUGCUUUGAUGUUGUCAGUGUGCGCGUGUGGGGAAAAACAUUGUUUCUAUUAUUUUGGGGUAACUGCAUCAAAAAAGUAUUGUUUUUAAGCUAAGUUUUUUGUGACCGCUUUUUGUACUAUUUCAUAUUGUACUGCAGUAAUACACACAGCUGUCAACAGGAAUGGCAUUGACACCUACUGAUGUACAGAAUCAUUCUGAGGAAAGGAAUGCUUUACAAAUAUAUUAACGGGAAACUGCACUUUUUUGGAAUUUUGCUUGUCGUUCACAAUCACUAUGAAAGACAUGACGACGGACGGAUUUUUUAAAUACAUUCUAAAUAUGAAAUAAAAGUAAAUAGAAGUCCGCUUACAGCGCAGCCAAUAGGAGCUCCAUUAUUCCGCCCAUAAAAUUCAAUGAGUAAUCAUUCAAAAAUAAUAAUAAUAGAUUUUAUUUGUAAAAAGCACUUUACGUUGAGCAAACAACCUCAAAGUGCCACAGUGUAAAAAAAUAGUAAUAAUAAAAUAUAAAACUAGAAACAGCCCAAUAGCUACAACCAGCAUGCAUGUCUAUAGAAAGGCUUUUUUUUAAAAAGAUGGGGUUUUAAGCCUUUUUUAAAAGCAUCCACAGUCUGAGGUGCCCUCAGGUGGUCAGGGAGCGUGUUCCACAGACUGGGAGCAGCGGAGCAGAAAGCCCGAUCUCCCAUUGUUCGAAGCUUUGUCCGUGGAUGUUGGAGGAGGUUAGCCUGUAUUGAGCGGAGGUGUUGUGUGGAGGAUUUGGGGGUGAGCAGUUCCUUGAGGUAGAGGGGGGCAUUUCCAUGGAGGCACUGGUGAGUUAGUAGGGAGAUUUUGAAUUCAAUCCUGAAUGGAACAGGAAGCCAGUGAAGGGAUUUGAGAGUUGGUGUGAUGUGGUCAUGUUUCCGCACUCUCAUCAGGAAAAAGCGCCAACAAUAUCCCAUUUACAUUUCAUGACUUGAAUAUUAGCCAAGUAUCAGUAUCAUUGUUAUUAUAAGCGCUAACUCAGACAAACUAUUUAUUGUGGCUCUGUGAUAACGUCCGUAUGUCCCUAUGUUUCCAUCAUCGAGUGGUCUGCCGUUUCCUCGCUUCUUUGCUCCCUGUAAAUAAAUUGUAGAUCAUAAAUCAUGCCUUUUAACCUGAAAAGUAGAUGGCUAAAGAUAUAAUCCGACAAGUUGGGACACUUAAGGACCUGGAACUGUCGAGAACCACACGAAAAGCGUGAGGAUUAUGAGACAUUCUUCACCUAAAUGGGAAUAUAUGAACAUCCCAGCAGUCGGCAUCAUAAUGACAUCAGACCUCGUACAGUAAGUGAUGUGUUAUUAUGUUUUUUGGCUGCAGUGAGCAGAAAUCAGUGAUGAAGUAGGAAAAAAGCAAACCUGAUGCGUUUUUAAUGUGCCGCGCAUGCUUAAAAUGACAAAAAUAUGUAAAUAUUAAAUGUUAUUAUAAAUGUGCCUCUCACUACAUGACAUAUAAACAUACAUCAUGUAUAUAAAACUUUAAUGGAGGUGUUUGGAUGUUUUUAUGGUCUUUAUAGGCAGAAUUGAACGGCUCCCAUCUGCUCUAUUAUAAGCAGAUUUUUGAUCCAAUGUUUCACAUAUUUAGAUUGCAUUAAAACAAAAUCCAUCUGUCGUCAUGUCUUCCAUAAAGAUUGUGAACGAUAGGCAAAAUUCCCCCCCAAAAAAGUGCAGUUCCCUUCUAAUGUACCUAAAUAUAUGGUUAAUGGUACUCUAAAAUGAUGCAAAGUGAUCCAUGUUGAAGUUUUUCUGAUGAGGAUUGAUCUUCAUCCGUGGAAAUAAUGUUACCAUUUACAAAAUAAAUGCAUUUCUGUAUGGUCGCAGGGCGUCACUGUGCGUUAAAAUGAUUUCUUUAACGGCUGACAUUUCAUUCCAUCCAUCCAUGUGACUGUCACUCUCUGGUGAAACAGAUGCAGCACUUCCUUCACUUUUUGCUCAUGUUUAUUUUGGUCGGCAUAGCAAACUCUGUGGUUGAACAAUGACUAACGAAGGUGUCAAUGUGUACUGUAGCUGACAAACACAGCACCUAAUUACUACUGCAUGGACAUUAUCUGGGCGUUUGGCACACUGUAAUCCUUAGGUGAGGUUCAAAUGCAUUGGCCAUGUAUGUAUGUAUGUAUGUAUGUAUGUAAUGUAAGAUGACUUGUAUACGUGUUCCAACUGUCUGUUUUUUUUUUAUUGUUUUAUUAUUACUUCACGUCUGUGUGGUUUAAAUUUUUGAAAUACUAAAUGCAAAUGUAUAUGUA